CGCCCGCCCGCCCGCCAGCCGAGCCCGCCGCGCCGCGCCGCGCCGAGCGGAAGAUGGUGGCGGCGCCGUGCGCCCGGAGCCUGGCCCGGCGCUCGCGCUCGGCGCUGCUGGCGGCGCUCACGGUGCUGCUGCUGCAGACGCUGCUCGCCUGGAAUUUCAGCAGCCUGGACUCGGGGCCCGGGGCCGGGGCCGCGGCCGGGGGGCGCCGCGGGGGCGCCGCGGGGGCCGGCGGGGCGGCGGAGCGCCCCAACCCGGCCCCGGCCCCGGGCCCGCGCCGCGAGCGCCGGGACCUGCCCGCGGCGGCCCGCGGAGCCGGCGGCCCCGGAGGAGCUGGGGGAGCCGGCGGAGGACGCGGGGCCCCGGCGGCGCGGGCGCGGGGAGCCGGCCCCGGAGAAGCCCGCGCGCAGCAGCCGGCCGGCCGCGGGGCGCUGCCCGGCCGAUCGCGGGACCCGCACCCGAGUCCGCUGAUCGCGCUGGGGACCCCGGAUGGAUACUUGUCUCACCGGCCCAAGGAGAAAGUACGAACAGACAGCAACAAUGAAAACUCGGUCCCUAAGGACUUCGAGAAUGUAGACAAUAGCAACUUCGCACCCAGGACUCAAAAGCAGAAGCACCAGCCAGAGUCUGCGAAGAGACCCCCGGGUCGGCAGAAGGAGCGGCUGCAGAGGAAACCAGAGCCUCAGGACAAAGGACAUUUGGUCCCAGGGAAAGGCUUCAAGGAGGCGCUACCUCUGGGCCGGAGAGCCGCAGCCAACAGCAGCCAGGCAAAGGAUGUGCCCGGACAGCCCCAUGCCAGGAAAAGCGGCGGUGCCUCCCCAGAGGCCAAAUACGAGCAGCCACCCAAGUGCGACAUCUCAGGCAAAGAGGCCAUCUCCGCCCUGUCCCGCGCCAAGUCCAAGCACUGCCGCCAAGAGAUCGCCGAGACCUACUGCCGCCACAAGCUGGGGCGGCUGAUGCCAGAGAAGGUGACCCGCUUCUGUCCUCUGGAGGGCAAGGCCAACAGGAACGUCCAGUGGGACGAGGACUCAGUGGAGUUCAUGCCGUCCAACCCCGUCAGAAUCGCCUUCGUCCUGGUCAUCCACGGCCGCGCCUCCCGCCAGCUGCAGCGCAUGUUCAAGGCCAUCUACCACCGGGACCACUUCUACUACAUCCACGUGGACAAGCGCUCUAAUUACCUGCACCGCCAAGUGCUCCAGUUUGCCGCGCAGUACAGCAACGUGCGGGUCACCCCCUGGAGGAUGGCCACCAUCUGGGGCGGAGCCAGCCUCCUGUCCACCUACCUGCAGAGCAUGCGCGACCUCCUGCAGAUGCCCGACUGGCCCUGGGACUUCUUCAUCAACCUCAGCGCCGCCGACUACCCCAUCAGGACGAAUGACCAGCUGGUGGCAUUUCUCUCCCGGUACCGAGAUAUGAAUUUCCUGAAGUCACACGGCCGGGACAACGCAAGGUUCAUCCGGAAGCAAGGCCUGGACCGGCUCUUCCUGGAGUGCGACGCCCACAUGUGGCGCCUGGGGGACCGGCGCAUCCCCGAGGGCAUCUCCGUGGACGGGGGCUCCGACUGGUUCCUGCUGAACCGCAAGUUCGUGGAGUAUGUGACGUUCUCCACGGACGACCUGGUGACCAAGAUGAAGGAGUUCUACUCUUACACGCUGCUGCCGGCCGAGUCCUUCUUCCACACGGUGCUGGAGAACGGCCCCCACUGCGACACCAUGGUGGACAACAACCUGCGCAUCACCAACUGGAACCGCAAGCUGGGCUGCAAGUGCCAGUACAAGCACAUCGUGGACUGGUGUGGCUGCUCCCCCAACGACUUCAAGCCGCAGGACUUCCUCCGCUUCCAGCAGACGGCCCGGCCCACCUUCUUCGCCCGCAAGUUCGAGGCCGUGGUGAACCAGGAGAUCAUCGGUCAGCUGGACUACUACCUGUACGGGAACUACCCAGCGGGCACGCCGGGCCUGCGCUCCUACUGGGAGAACGUCUACGACGAGCCCGAGGGCGUGCACAGCCUCAAUGACGUGAUGCUCAGCCUGCUGCACUCGUUCACACGCCUGGGCCUGCGGCGGGCCGCCGCCUCCCUGCGCCCCAGCUCCGACGCCACCGAGGAUAGCUGCAGGUACUACCCCAUGGGCCACCCAGCCUCCGUCCACCUCUACUUCCUCGCGGACCGCUUCCAGGGCUUUCUGAUCAAGCACCACGCCACCAACCUGGGUGUGAGCAAGCUCGAGACUCUGGAGACGUGGGUGAUGCCGAAGAAAGUCUUCAAGGUCGCCAGUCCCCCGAGUGACUUCGGGAGGCUCCAGUUCUCUGAGGUGGGCACUGACUGGGACGCCAAGGAGAGGCUUUUCCGCAACUUUGGGGGGCUCCUGGGGCCGAUGGACGAGCCGGUGGGCAUGCAGAAGUGGGGGAAGGGGCCCAAUGUGACGGUGACCGUGGUCUGGGUGGACCCCAUCAACGUCAUCGCCGCCACCUACGACAUCCUGAUCGAGUCCACGGCAGAGUUCACGCACUAUAAGCCCCCCCUGAACUUGCCCCUGAGGCCCGGGGUGUGGACAGUGAAGAUCCUCCACCACUGGGUGCCGGUGGCCGAGACCAAGUUUCUCGUGGCCCCUCUGACCUUCUCCAACAGGCAACCCAUCAAGCCCGAGGAGGCGCUGAAGCUGCACAGUGGGCCCCCUCGCAACGCCUACAUGGAGCAGAGCUUCCAGAGCCUGAACCCGGUGCUCAGCCUGCCCAUCAGCCCGGCCCAGGUGGAGCAGGCGCGGAGGAACGCGGCCUCCACGGGCGCGGCCCUGGAGGGCUGGCUGGACGCACUGGUGGGCACCAUGUGGACGGCCAUGGACGUGUGCGCCACCGGCCCCAGCGCCUGCCCCGCCAUGCAGGCCUGCAGCCAGACGGCCUGGAGUUCCUUCAGCCCCGACCCCAAGUCGGAGCUGGGCGCCGUCAAACCCGACGGCCGGCUCAGGUAGCACCGGCGCAGGCCAGCAACGGGAGCCACAGCCUGAGCCUAGUCGAGGAGCCGCCCGAGGGGGGGGCGGGGCUGGUGGGGCCUGAACCCUCCAGCCUUGCCCACCCCGGGAGGUGAGGGGGCUGGUGUCCUGGGCAGGGCACCCCCCCACCCGAGGCCGUGGGGUGAUGGAGGUUAGGAGGCCACUGCUGAAUCGGCCCACUUUGGGCCUCUGGCCUCUAGAGAGGUGGGGGGCUCAGUCGUGGCCCCACUCGGGUCUCCCCUCACCGGUUGACCCUCACUCCCCUCCCGUAGGUCCCCAUCUCCCCACACCCAUGAUCUGCCCUUGUCCCCCAUACCCUCCCCCCCCCACACACACACUGUCCCCACAAGUGAGUUUCCACCUUUGAUGGUGAAUAGCGGGGCUCUGUGUCCUCGCACCGGCGUGGACGCUUACGGUGGCCUGAGCCCCUGGGCGGCCGGUGAGGGCUGUGGAGUGAGGGUCCCCUCUGUGGCCCAGCCCGGCGGUCAGCCCCUCCGUACCGCUUCCCGCCCAGGGGAUCCGCGCUACCCAGUUUGACAAGCACUGCCUGGACCCACGGGGGCUCCAGCACCAGCCCCGCCCCACCUCACGCUGCUCUCUGGCCGGGAAGCCAUUGAGGCACAGCCUGGGGUCCUGGCCAGGGACAGAGGCAGGCCUGGAGCCUCUGGUCCCCCAGAAGCUGACUGCCCCCUGUCCCGUCUCCCCCGUAGCUGUCACACACAGGGCAGAGCAGGGAGGUGCAUCUGAGCUUGGGUCCCAGGGAGACCAGCGCCUCCAGUCCUGGCCUGAAACUCCCCAGCAUGUUGCUUGGAGCAGCUCCUGAGCUGGGGAGAUUGGGGGGGGGGGGUGGCAGCAAAACCUAUUACCUGCCACAGCCCCCCCGCCCCACCCUGGGGCCAGGAGCCCUCUGAGUGUUUGUGACUCGGUGCUGUUGGCAAUGACCAAGCUGCAUGGGCCCAUCAUGCCCCACCCAAAGGAAGGCAUUUCAGAUUCGGUUCUUAAUGUCAUACCUUCCCCAUCCCAGGGCGCCCCCCCCCCCAGAUCUGCCCCAGGGGACCCAGAAGAUGAGUGCCAAGGGGGAGAGGCUCGUUAACGUGAAGAAGGAUCAGCUGUCACUCGAGUUUCUUGCCAUGGGCAUUCGGGGGGGGGGGGAGGUGUCACUGCCCUCUCACCUGAGGAGCCUCCCCCAGGGGACUCCCCCUUUCUCCUCAAGCCCCUACCCCGAAUGAGAGGGCUCCCUGGCAAACACGAGCCCUGCGCUUCCCAAGGCGAGCCAGUGGGUCCUCGAGUCCCUCCCGGGCAGGCCCGUGGGCGGCCUGACCACCGCGCUGCCCUCACCCGCGAGCGAUGGAGGACACGGAGAAGGGACUCUAGAUAUUUAUUAUUUAUAUGUUUUAGUCAAUGACUAAUUAGUAGGUGCUGUUUUGACAGCUUGUCAAUUAUGUUAUCUUACUAACUGAAGCUGCCUUUAUUCACAAAAGGCUCCCAUUCUUUCUCCCAUUCCCAUCCCCAUUCUCUCUCUCUCUCUCUCUCUCUCUCUCUCUCUCUCUCUCUCUCUCUCUGUCUUUCUGCCCCUGCCCUCCAUCCUCCUGUCCUCAGAGUAGAGUAGGGAUACUGGGCACCAUGUGCCCCCCAGUGUGGAGUGGAGUGGGCUCCUCCCGGGUCCUCAGAGCCUCACUCUUCCUCACGCUGGCUCUGGCCCCACGAACCCAAGACAGAGGGAACUCCCAAGCCAUCCCCAACACGGGGAUGCAACAGGGUGAAGGCUUGGGGAACAAAGGAGUGCGCUGGCUGCAGAGAGCCUGGGCCGACCCCACUUGUGCCACGGAGGGCUUUCCAGACCCACUUCAACCACAGGCCUCUGGGUGAAGUCACAGAGGGAAACGGACGCCCGCCAAGGGCCACCCAUCCUGAGAUGGG
Molecule: messenger RNA, 4907 nt
Organism: Perognathus longimembris pacificus (Pacific pocket mouse)
Lineage: Eukaryota; Metazoa; Chordata; Mammalia; Rodentia; Heteromyidae
Gene: Xylt1
Product: xylosyltransferase 1
Exons: 12
Coding region: 54-2966 (970 amino acids)
Biological process (GO): chondroitin sulfate proteoglycan biosynthetic process; heparan sulfate proteoglycan biosynthetic process
Cellular component (GO): membrane
Molecular function (GO): protein xylosyltransferase activity
Source: RefSeq, a predicted model, not a curated record